Messenger RNA from Stylophora pistillata, 3879 nucleotides. RefSeq lists its product as uncharacterized. Gene Ontology annotation, cellular component: spliceosomal complex. NCBI's taxonomy places the organism in Eukaryota, Metazoa, Cnidaria, Anthozoa, Scleractinia, Pocilloporidae. The record is from RefSeq and is a predicted model, not a curated record. Gene Ontology annotation, biological process: spliceosomal complex disassembly; protein folding. Gene Ontology annotation, molecular function: Hsp70 protein binding.
AUAUUCACCUCGCCUUCAGCAAAUAAUUGUUAAAUAUAUACUGGUACAUUUAUUUUUAUAUUGUUUUGGCUGCUUUUAUUUGAUUUUGAAAGCAGAGAAACCUGUCGAAUGGAAAACCAAAACAAAAAGGAAACCAAGGAAAUCAGGCAAGAAAAUAUCAAGUCUAUAUUUAUGUCAUCUUUAAUUCAUGUAAAUACUAACCUUAAAUUUAUUUUGUUGGGUUUAAGCUUUUGAUGGCCAUGGUUACGUGGUUACACGGUUGGUUAUAACUUUCAGAAUUGUCCAACAGUGUUUGCACUUAUUCAGGGAUUGAUGGAGUCCUCUGAAGUUUAUAAUUUUUUUUCUGAUUCCCUUCAGUCAAAGUUAAAGAAUAACAAACAACUUAAAGUGGAACAGUGGAGACGAGAAAAGGAAAUAUCUGAAAAUGCAGCCCAAAUUAAAGAUCCAAAUCAAACUCUACAGCAAAAUAAUAAGGCUUUUUCUAAAGAUGUUAAAACAAAGGCACCUAAGCAACAUAGAAGUUUUGAUCAUCUUGGCAAUGUAUAUUUUGGUCAAGAAAAGAAUCUUAAAGAACAAAGUGAUGACCGUGCUUGUAACAAGAGGAAUGCGAGAAAGAAGAAGAAUAGGAUGAAAUCAAGACAGCAAAAUGACACAGUAACAAGCUCCGAAUCCACAACAACUGUUGCUGAGAAGAAAUUUGUUCCAGACUUUUUUAGAAAUGUCACAGUCAAACCAGAAACAACACGGAGACAAGAUGAACUGACAGAGAGGUUACCGCAUUACACAAGCCAGCAAACUGGCGGAGUGUGGUGUGAAUAUCCAAAAACCAGCCGCGCUCCAUCCAGACCAAGCUAUGUUGCGAACGUCUGGCAAAAGAGACAAGAGAAACAGAAGCUACUGGAGGAGCUACAGCCUUCUGAUCAAAAUGAUGAAGAAUUACAGCUACAAAUGGCUUUGGAACUGAGCAAGAAACAAGCAGAGAUUGACGCGCAGCAAAGAGAGAUCACCGUGCUGGAGAAACAGAUGGAAGAAACGCUUCGGUUAGAGCAACAACUAAAGCGUCAAUCCAGCGAGGAGGAGACUCCCGUCAAUCAAGCCACUGUCAUGGUUACACUCCUGGUGGACUCCCCUGAGUACAAGCCAAGCACACAUGUUGGUUUUGGUGAUGAGUGGGUGCUACCUUCGGUUGAUGAGAAUGGGUGCAAGGAAAACGAGCGAGGCAAAACAGACUCAGGAGAAAUUUCUCAUAAGAACGGUGAUGGUGACGAUUAUAGUAGUAUUGAUAUUUUGGAACAGCGUGACAAGUCUACACCUGAAUCCAAGGUGGAGUAUUUAAGAAAAAGAAGCGUCGAGGCGAGUGAAGGAAAUAAUAGGACAGUGUUUUUAAACGAGUCACAUGUGCAACCGCCACACUACUGUCGAAGACAAGAUUCUGAGAUCGAUUCUUGUCCAUACGGGAAAAAUUGUUGUUUGGGGAAGCGCUGCAAGUACGCACAUCCGUCAUUGACUGACAUCCAGAAAAGACCAAAAUCAGGUAUAAUUAACUGGGGUACACAAGAUCAGUGCGACGUUAAGGAUGUCAACAGGGAUGAAAUGCCAGAGGAAAAACAGAUCCAAUCUUUUGCGUUUUGUGAAGAUGUCCGUGGAGUAUCUGAACCAUGCUUUGGUGCGAAGAACAAUGGACUAUCAGAUUAUGUCUCCGCAGAAACUGAUGGCCUUUGUUCGACGCAGAAAUCUCUAUUUGUGGGAGAAACGGAGAAUCUUAACACCGCGUCGAGAGAGGAAUAUAAUCAGUGCGACCAAGGUACUGGUGAAUCUAAGGAUAUAGACCAGUAUUCAAAAUGCGACAUUCCAGUCAGUGAGUCGAAGACAUUACUGAACGACAGGUUUUCUUUAUGCGUGGGGACAACUGAAAGCAAAAGUAAUACUGAUCAAGCAGAUUUCUUGAAUAAGAGGCACUCACCGACUGGGAAUCUAGGGAAAGGUGCCAAACAUGGUGCAACCACUUUGUCUAAAACCUCCUCGCCAGAAACAACAUCAAGUGCAGCGAGUACUGUUACAGCUCCAACUGUGUACGUUGUUGCAGAUUCUCAGUUUCCUUUUGGAGCACCUGCUAAUACAGUUUUCCACCAAUCAGCUUUGGGGUUACCAUCUAUUGCCAAUCUUUCAAGCAAACAAAAAACACAGAUUCCACCAGGAGCAUUUCACCAGUCUUGGAGUUUGGUAAAUAAUUGGGAUGGACAUAUUUCAGCAGCCACACCAGCUAAAGUAAUGCCACAGAGUCUGAAAGGAAUCUCUCCGGGUCCUGGUCCCACCGUUUCUUUAGCUCAAACCGUGUCUGUGUCGUCUGAAAUUUAUUCAAGUCCAUGUUCUAGUCCUAGUCGGCAAACCCCAGAAGCCAUUCAGCAGCUAAGCACUGUGGCUCCUAGUCUUUCUCCACAAACCACGUCUACCAGUAGUUUACCGGUGUUUCCCGGUUUUCCGUUUCUUUCAUUUCCAAGUGUUUACCCAGGUAUCAAUCCAGCAAAUGUUGCUGCUUCUGCAAGCCGGAUUGUGGGUUCGACGGGUGAAGUAUCCCUUCCAAUAACAUCCGAAGCAUCUAACAGUGUGCAGAGUCAAUACGAAGGAGCUUUCACCACGAACCAAACAACGCUACAAGCUAACUUAAAGGCUGGUCUCGGUGCUGGGUUGUCACCGUUAGGCCAGUUUCAUCCAACGCAGAAUGUCCUAUCAGGUAUAGCUGUAGAGAGGGGGAGUGUCCCAGUUCCAAACUCAUCGCAGAACUCCCAACCGGGGGUUCUUAGUAACCCUCAGUCUGCAAUCUCAACGCCACUAAAGCCAUUUCAUGUCCCGUUUCCAUUAAUCAACCCUCUAUCCUUUGUCAACAUCAGCACAGGUGUGACUUUAGGAGCACCAUACUCAGUGUGUCAGAAUGGCUGCAAAACUACUUCUACUUCAGAGCUAACUGGGCCAUCUCAGGUACAAGGUGAUGAUGAAACCAGAAACCAGUUUACGUUAGAGCAGAAAGGAACGGGCGUUAGCGCUCCCACGUUUGUGAAGCGUGAUUAUGGAAAGGAAGAUGGCGCUUCUGCUGGCUUUGGCGGUAAAACGAAGAUGCUGAGAAGACCUGUUACAAUUCCUAUGGUGAUGCAGCAGCAAGCAUCCAAGUAAAUUUAGAGGCUCUCGUACCAGGCUGCCAAUUGAAGCUCGGAAAAUAAUAUUAGGACAAAUCAAUUUCCCAUUCAAAGACAGUUAAAGAUGACUUUUGUUUGACAAUACAAAUAAGUAUUAAGUGCAUGGUAAAAUACAUCGAUUCUAUAUUAAAUUUGAGUAUUAUUUAUUGUUGAUAUAUAAUGUUGCAGUUCGAUUUGUUUCUCAUGCAAAAAGGCUGGUGUGUUUGAAAGACAUAUUUAUUAAAGAACAUCUGAAAACUUAGAGCAGAAAAACAGACUACAAAUAUUAUUGGAUGGUUUCGUUAAAAUGACGCUUAGGUAGACACUCGUACUCUCGGAGAGCAUAUCGCAACUUUGCAAAUGUUUGGUUUGGUUAAGUGAUAGCCCUCUACUAACUAUGGUUAAGUCGUUUAGUCGUUACAGUUGAAAAAUAUUUCGAUUUGACGUAUAAAUAAUAAACUUAGAAUACUUUAAAAGGAAACGCUCUGAUUCAUUUCAAUUUUCUCUCCCUAAACACCACGAAAGAAAAUAUUUUCUCCUCUACUGAAGACAUACUUCAAAGGGGCUGGCAUGCUGGCCUGUGCUUCUCCAGUCAAAUGACACAAAUCUUGAACCAAGUUCUAAGGGCUUUAUUGAAAUUAUGUUGCCUCUAACUUAGGAAUUUUCCUUUGUAAGACAGUGAAAUAAAAAGCAAUAAUUCACCUUU